Messenger RNA from Toxotes jaculatrix (banded archerfish), 683 nucleotides. It is a transcript of the gene guca1aa, whose product is annotated as guanylate cyclase activator 1A. Lineage: Eukaryota; Metazoa; Chordata; Actinopteri; Toxotidae. The record is from RefSeq and is a predicted model, not a curated record. The coding region runs from base 73 to 642 and encodes 189 amino acids. The transcript has 4 exons. Gene Ontology annotation, molecular function: calcium sensitive guanylate cyclase activator activity; calcium ion binding.
AGAGGUUUGUGCACCAGCGGCAAAAGGCUCCAGAUACCUUGUGUCUGCAAAACACAUUCGGGCGUCAGAGAAAUGGGUAACUCUACAGGAAGCACUGUGGAUGACCUGCAGGCGGUGGAGAUGCACCUCUGGUACAAGAAGUUCAUGACCGAGUGCCCCUCAGGUCAGCUCACCCUGCAUGAGUUCAAGCAGUUCUUCGGGCUGCGAGGUUUGGACCCAGAGGCCAACGCCUACAUAGAGCAGAUGUUCCGCACGUUUGACAUGAACAAGGACGGCUACAUAGACUUCAUGGAGUAUGUGGCAGCUCUGAGCCUGGUGAUGCGAGGAAAGAUGGAGCACAAGCUGCGCUGGUAUUUCAAACUUUAUGAUGUGGAUGGAAACGGCUGCAUUGACAGACACGAGCUCCUCAACAUCAUUAAGGCGAUUCGUGCAAUCAAUGGGAAUGAAAACCAGGAAACAACCGCUGAGGAUUUCACUAACAGUGUGUUUGACAGGAUUGAUAUAAAUGGGGAUGGCGAGCUGUCCUUGGAGGAGUUUGUGGCCGGUGCCCGCAGUGACACGGAUUUCAUGGAGGUGAUGAUGAAAAGUCUGGACCUGACCCACAUUGUGGCCAUGAUCCAUAACAGGAGGCACAGCAUUUAGGACCCGUCCAGUCCGAACACCUCGUCCUCAUUCGUGAUUUA